Molecule: messenger RNA, 2544 nt
Organism: Alosa sapidissima (American shad)
Lineage: Eukaryota; Metazoa; Chordata; Actinopteri; Clupeiformes; Clupeidae
Product: GTPase KRas-like
Exons: 5
Coding region: 504-1067 (187 amino acids)
Biological process (GO): Ras protein signal transduction
Cellular component (GO): plasma membrane
Molecular function (GO): GDP binding; GTPase activity; GTP binding
Source: RefSeq, a predicted model, not a curated record
CAAUCGUCUCCCUGCUUCUGUACGGCAGGCAAUUCACUAUUGUCUCGUACUGUGGCAUUUUUUUCCAUGGAACCUUGUCUUACUGUUAUAUGACAGAUUUGUGUUCAAAUUGAGACCUACUGGAAAACACUAAUGAGAAAUCGUAAAGAUUUGAGGACUGAAAUAAAACUGAACUCUUCCUAUAGUCGAGUUAUUGACCCGGGCAUGAUAAACAAAUGUUCUCCACUUAAGGUGGGCUGCGCACGGUCACUACACACAGUCUGAUCUAAGUUGAGUGCAAGCCAUACGCAAAACUCCAGAGGUCCGCACAUUUGUAGCCUAUUUUGGUUAGCAUACUGCAUUUUACACCAUUUUACCCGUGACAAUUGGGGUGUGAACUGUUUCGUGCUCUGAUUCAACACCUUGAAGUCAGGGUAAUCCCUAGCAUUUUCAGUUCAUAUGUGGAAACAUUUGGGGAACCACCGAACGGACCGGCUUCCUAUUCAACGUUGUCUGGGUGAAUAAUGACGGAAUAUAAACUGGUGGUAGUGGGGGCUGGUGGCGUGGGGAAAAGUGCCUUGACAAUCCAGCUCAUCCAGAACCAUUUUGUUGAUGAGUACGACCCUACAAUUGAGGACUCAUACAGGAAGCAGGUGGUGAUUGAUGGAGAGACCUGUCUGUUGGACAUCCUGGACACAGCAGGACAGGAGGAGUACAGCGCCAUGAGGGACCAGUACAUGAGGACAGGAGAGGGCUUUCUCUGUGUCUUCGCUAUCAACAAUAGCAAGUCAUUUGAGGAUAUCCACCACUACAGGGAACAGAUCAAGAGGGUAAAGGACUCAGAGGAUGUUCCCAUGGUCCUGGUGGGUAAUAAGUGUGAUCUUCCAUCUCGGACUGUCGACUCCAAGCAGGCUCUGGACCUAGCCUGGAGCUAUCGGAUCCCCUUCAUAGAAACCUCUGCCAAAACCAGACAGGGUGUUGAUGACGCCUUCUACACACUAGUGCGAGAAAUUCGCAAACACAAAGAGAAAAUGAGUAAAGAAGGCAAGAAGAAGAAGAAAUCAAAGACUAAGUGUAGCAUCAUGUGAAGGACGAGUGUUGAAGUGAACCACACUCCCAUGCACAAACACACACUAUUGCAUUAAGGACGCUGUUGGAGAAAACCAAAUUAAAAACAAACUCUUUUUUUGUCUUCUUGAAAUGCCAAAGUGUGCUUUUUAACAAGUGUGGCAUUACUGAACUUCACAAAAACUCAUCCACUGUAAACUCAUCCAAGUACCCCAGCAAACUGCUGCAUCGGUUUCCCUCUUGGUGUUUUACCUGUGUCUGUCGGAUGGUUGUGUUCAGUUGGUGACCCCAAAGUCUUACCGAAAUGGACAUGGUAUCUCCUCUUCCUGCUUUAUGUGUGAUCACUGUCUCCUCUCCUGAAUAUUCUCCUCACAAGGGAGGUUCAAGAGUCUAGCACAUACUGUCCACUGUCUUCUCAAACACUAAUUCCCCUCACUGGAGUCUGGGAAUGGCUAUUUAACUCUGACGCUGACUAUUGUGGGAGGGCGUUCUCCAUCGAGAACUGUCAUGCAUUUUACAGCAAUCUACUGGAAUCGGAAUAUGACGAAAUACUGUACCGUUCUGUCAGGUCAGCUCUCAGUGCUUCAUGAAUAAAGCCACUGGACGAGAACUUAAAUGGACAGCACCAGUAUGUUAUUUUGCGUUGUUCAGUCAUUGAGGACAUUGGUUGGUUGAUCCCAGAAUAACACGCUAAGAUCCCCUUAUUUUGUGUUGAGGACUUAAACACCUGACAGAUUUUCACAAUGACAACUUUUUUUGUUAUUUCGUUUUUGUGUGUGAAAAUGACACGUGAGGUUCUUCCAAUGAACACUUGGUCGCUCACAAUGUAGUGAGCAAAUGCAGAGACAUUUAUCGUUCGUUUUAAAUUUUUUGCUAUUCGAUUUCUGCAACAGUGCACAAGCCUUUAUGUUGAUGAUGUCAUGGAGCAUUCUUUUGUCUGUGCCAUGCCUAAACUAACAAUGCUGUAAAAUAUCUUUACUAAAAUUGCAGGGUGUCGUUGUACAGUAUCGCAUUUGUCUACUAUGUUAAACAGUUAUAACCUGUUUGUAAAGGUUUCACUGAGGUUUUGAUUUGUUUAUGAGUGGUCCUUCUAAUCCUAUUUUAUCAUUAAAGUUAGAGUGUAAUCGGGAAUUGACCCCAACAGCAUUAAUGUAUAAAAGUACCAAUGUACUUUCACACUCUCAAAUGCAUUGAUGGUUGUACAUAAAUGUAGUUAUCGUUUUUCUUUGUUUGUUUGUUUUGUCACAGUUUUGUGUCCUGAAUGGUCUAUAGUUAAAAAAAGCACCUGCACCUAAUGGUCAUGAAUACAUUACGUUCAGUUAUUUCAGUUAUAAGUGGGAAAGUGAGAAGACUGGCUAGCUGAUUAUGUGUUUUUCAUUUUUAAAUGUCUCUUAGGCUAACAUCAUGCGUUGUGUGAUGUGUAACAUUUGCAUUGCUAUAUUGUUUGUUCCACACCUAUCUAAUGUUGGUGCCAUUAAUAAAAAUUUUAGAACAGUU